GAAAGACGUAGGUCGUUGAUCCACACGAAGACGAAGGGUCCAAUACCGGUAGUAGUGAAUGCAAGUAACGUAUUGGCCGUACGCACCAUUUUCCUGACGCAGUAAUUUCAGUAUUAAUGCAGAUAAGUACCUGUUUCUCAAAGUGAGAAUGAGAACAAAGAAACGAUAAUUGAUUGAAAAAAUGAUGUCUCAGAGAGUCUUGAAACAUGGAUGGAGAUUAUGGAACCCCAAAAUUAUAUCAAAGUAUUCCACAUGGUGUCCAUGGAAACAUAUUGCUCACAAGAAUUACAGUUCUGAUUCUGUGAGAUAUUUGAGUUCAGUGUUUUCAGAUGAGAAUGUAAAGAGUACGAUCAAAAGGAUGUCGAAUGUCAGGCCACUACGGAAGAUGACGAAAGAUGCUGAAUUGACGGGUGCUGUGUUAGUACCACUGUGUGUAGUCGAUGGGGAACCAUCUGUGUUAUACACAUUGCGAUCAAAUCAUCUGGCAUUACACAGAGGAGAAGUCAGCUUUCCAGGUGGAAUGUCUGACCCAAAUGAUGAAGACAUUACACAUACUGCAUUGCGAGAAAUGGAAGAGGAGCUUGGGGUUAAUGCUGCAGCAGUCAGGGUAUGGGGUUCACUGAUACCUUUACCAGAUAAAACAUUAAAAAGGAAAGUUACACCCAUUGUUGGGUUUCUUGGUGAUAUAAACAUUGAGUCGUUGAAGCCAAAUGCCAAUGAGGUAGAACAGGUAUUCAGCUUAACUUUAUCACAUCUAUGCAACCCACAGAACCAACGAUACACAAGAUUUGCGCCUUAUGGAAAACGGACAAAAACUUAUCAGAUGCCAGUAUUUCUUGGAGGGCCAAUACACAGGGUUUGGGGACUCACAUCAAUUAUCACAGACCAGCUUUUGAGAGCGCUCUUACCUGAUGUUUAUAAAUCUCCAAAGUAAAAUAAAUCCUUAG
Saccoglossus kowalevskii is the source of this 947-nucleotide messenger RNA. Its product is annotated as mitochondrial coenzyme A diphosphatase NUDT8-like. The record is from RefSeq and is a predicted model, not a curated record. Lineage: Eukaryota; Metazoa; Hemichordata; Enteropneusta; Harrimaniidae. Gene Ontology annotation, molecular function: coenzyme A diphosphatase activity.